This is a messenger RNA of Pochonia chlamydosporia 170, 2532 nucleotides long. Its product is annotated as geranylgeranyltransferase beta subunit. Gene Ontology annotation, biological process: protein geranylgeranylation. The coding region runs from base 1 to 2532 and encodes 843 amino acids. Gene Ontology annotation, cellular component: Rab-protein geranylgeranyltransferase complex. The transcript has 8 exons. The record is from RefSeq and is a predicted model, not a curated record. Gene Ontology annotation, molecular function: Rab geranylgeranyltransferase activity. Lineage: Eukaryota; Fungi; Ascomycota; Sordariomycetes; Hypocreales; Clavicipitaceae.
AUGGCUCAAACAGGUAUACCUUCUCAAGUCCCGCAGCUCGCCGUGGAUGCACAUGUUAAAUAUGUGCAAAGUUUGGAUACGAAGAAGGAUGAACUGGAGUAUUGGCUGACGGAGCAUUUGCGGCUUAAUGGUGUCUACUGGGGACUUACAGCUAUUCAUCUACUUCGACAACCAAACGCUCUCCCGCCUCAGGAAACCAUUGAUUUUGUUCUCUCUUGUCAACACGAGAAUGGAGGGUUUGGCGCUGCUCCGGGGCAUGACGCUCACAUGCUGUCCACAGUUAGUGCUGUGCAGAUCUUGGCCAUGGUUGAUGGCUUGGAUGAACUUGAUACCCGGGGACCUGGCAAAGACAAAGUUGCAAAGUAUAUUGCGGACUUGCAAGAUCCAAAAACCGGCAGCUUCUAUGGAGAUGAGUGGGGUGAAGACGACACCAGAUUUCUCUAUGCUGCGCUGAAUGCACUGUCGCUUCUCGGUGCUCUGUCCUUAGUCAACUUAGACAAGGCGGUGUCACACAUUCAAAGCUGUGCAAAUUUUGAUGGCGGUUAUGGUGUAAAGCCUGGUGCGGAGUCGCAUUCUGGCCAGAUCUUUACCUGCUUGGCAGCCCUUAGUAUCGCGGACAGGCUAGACGUGGUGAACCAAGAAAAGCUCGGAUGCUGGCUCAGCGAAAGACAAACUCCUGGAGGAGGCCUGAAUGGAAGACCUGAAAAGAAGGAAGAUGUCUGUUACAGCUGGUGGGUUCUGGCCAGUCUGGCUAUUCUCAAGCGGACACAUUAUAUCGACCAUGACGCUCUCAUUGCCUUCAUCCUGAGCAGCCAGGAUACUGAGAAUGGUGGUAUUUCAGAUCGCCCUGAAGAUGAGGAUAUGGCGUCAUCUCUCGAGUCCACGAGAGAUUGCACACCCGUUUCGACGAAUAAGAAUAUCCCUCUCCAUUGCACAGUCUGCCCAGAGACACCCCGUUUCUCAGAUGUAUCACAUUUACUCACACACAUUGCUUCGAAAGGGCAUUUGCACCACGAGACGCAAACCAAACUCAAGGCACAUCAAGAUAUAGCGGCAUCUGUGACCUUGCAGCAGUACGAGAGUUGGUACAAGGAUAAUGGUAUCGAGGAGCUUCUUGUUGAGAGAAUGAAGGCAAAACAGAAGAAAGAGGCGGCUAGGAACAGCCGAACAAGAAACUCAACUCCGUCAGUUGUUUCGAAGACAAGGCGAAAGUCCAAGCGUCCCUCGCAAAAGACGAUAGUGAAAUCCGAACAAGACGAAUUGACCGAGGACUUUCCUUUGUUUUCGGGGUUCUUCCCGUCUGAAAAUGACGUAGAAUUGGACGAGGAGCUUGCUAGUGGUGACAUGCUGUCGCUCAAAGGCCAAGUCUGGCCGGGUAUGGGGAAAAUGGACCUUGCCAACGAAGACAUGAAGCGAACCCGAAAUCAACGCAAACCAAAUUCUGUUAUCGAGAAAAUGAAACACACCUCCGAGGGCAUUGAGCCUACUCAGGUCGUCAUGACACCGGAUUUAGAAGUGGAACGGGUCAAGGGCGUUUAUGACAGCUCCUCUCCAAUUCCUGGUCAGGAGGAAGAGACCCCAAAGAAGACGACACGACCUAAGCGCAAGCGUUCACAAGCACUCACCGAAAUAUCGGCGAACAUACCUCGCCGUGCAGGGAGGCGAUCUGGUCGUCGGAAUGGACAAUCCAAAGACAAGGUGACACCGGAUCCAAGAAAAGACGAUGGUCUUGCGCCCGUGACUGCGAACAUGCAAUCACUUAGGCAUGGAAAUGAUGUCUUCCGUGAUGACGACGACGCACUCUCUGGAAUCUAUGGCGACCGCGUCUUCACAACACCUUCACGUCAUGAUCAACGUCCGGACGUACGAAAUCGAUUUGGUCUGUAUCCAUUUGCACGCAUAUCUCAGUCACCACUUAUCUCUCCAACACCUUCAUCGAGAGACGUAUCGUCUCGCCUAUUUAGCGGGCGAAAUACUCAACGGCCGAGAGUGCAAGGAAGUGUCUUUGAUAACUAUGGUGUCCAUGCAAACUUUGGUGCGAAUGGGCAGUCUGAGGCUGCUUCAUAUACCAUCAACGACCCGUCGAUGUACAACUAUUCUUCUAGGCUGCCAUUUGUGCCUUGCAACAAUAAUAACACUUCUGGAAAUUACAUGUUUCGUUACAAUUCUAGCAGUCAUUUGCAACCAAAAUCGGAACGGCAUCAAAGCCCUGCGCAGGCCGAGCUUGUUACCGGGUCAGGAAACCCGCAAUACCUCCAUCUCUCGGAAUCCAACCCGCUUUUCACGGAGGACCGGUCUAUCUUUGGAUCAUAUCACGCGAUAGGCCCAUCUCAGUCACUUUCUUCCUUUAGUAUGCAACGUAUGGGCCAAUGUGACCAUCAUGGCCAAGACGAUAACGCCGCGGUGGGCGGCGCUAUAAAGAUGGAGAGCCAUUUCAACGAUAUGAUGACAAACGUGGCCACUGGAGAGUGCAAACAAACAGCAUUCACCGAGACCGAUGUAUGGACGAGCAGCGAGACGUUGGACCUGUGA